ACAGCUGGAGAAGUAAAGCCUCAGCCCUUCCUAGGCAAGGGGGUGUAGAGAGGUGGGCUGCUGGUAGGGUGGGGGAGGUGGCUGCUCCUCUUAGGCCCACAGCAGAACAGAGAACUGGGAACCUGUGUGACGGAGGCUCCCUCUGCCAGGACAAGGUGUUGGGGUAUGAGGGUGGGUGGGGGCCUGAAGGGUGGCUUGGAGCCCUGGCGGUGGCUGCCUGACGUCACCGGCCUCUCUGGCAAUAGGCUGGGAGCUGAGCUCCCCGAAGCAGCGGCGAAGGCGGUGGCAGCGGCGGCAGCGCCGCUCGGUCUCUUGCCCCUUCACUCCGCGCUUUCUGCAGCCAGCACUGCAGCCGCGCGGCGGGGGCUCCCUACCUACAGCCAGCUGGCGGCUCCAGCCUGGUGCCUUUUCGCGAACGAAAAAGGGAGCGCGGAGUCGCGUUCGAGGCGGAACCAGAGAGGAUCUCCUCGGCGCCACCCGCUCCCUGGCCAGCUUGCUUGCCAACAGCUGAUCCCUCAGUCCUUGGCUCGCGCGCACACCCCCUCCCGAGUCCGGGAGUAGUUUCGGGUGGCGGGGGCUCCAUCCUCUUCUUGGCUGGUGGGAACCGUGAGCCCAAGAGAGGAAGCCUGGUGGGCUUGGCCCCUGCCAGCCCAGCGCUGAUGAGUGCCCGGGCGCCGAAGGAGCUGAGGCUGGCGCUGCCGCCGUGUCUCCUCAACCGGACUUUUGCUUCCCCCAACGCCAGCGGCAGCGGCAACGCUGGAGCGCGCGGCCCGGGCGCAGGCGGCGGCGGCGGCGGCGGCGGUGGCGGCACCUGCAUCACGCAGGUGGGACAGCAGCUCUUCCAGUCCUUCUCCUCCACGCUGGUGCUGAUUGUCCUGGUCACCCUCAUCUUCUGCCUCAUCGUGCUGUCCCUCUCCACUUUCCACAUCCACAAGCGCAGGAUGAAGAAGCGGAAGAUGCAGAGGGCUCAGGAGGAAUAUGAGCGGGAUCACUGCAGCGGUAGCCGCAGCAGCGGGGGGCUCCCCCGGGCAGGCACGCAGGCCCCAAACCACGCUAAAGAAACCCGGUUGGAGAGGCAGCCCCGGGACUCUGCCUUCUGCGCCCCCUCCAACACCGCUUCCUCCUCCUCCUCCUCCUCUUCCACCUCUUCCUCCUCCUCCUCCUCCUCUUCGUCCCCUGGCCUCCCCUGCCAGGGCCCCUGUGCUCCUGAACCUCCACCACCAGCCCCAAGUCCACAAGGAGCACAGGCAGCCUCCUCCUGUUUGGACCCAACUGGCGAGGGCCUUUUGCAAACGGUGGUACUGUCCUGAUUGUCUAGCCCCUCUCCUCUCCCCCUCCGCGUUUCCAGCAUCUUUGCCAUCCUUGCUUUUUGUCCUUCCUUCCUUUUCCAUUUUCCUCUGACCUCUCCUUCCUCUUCCUUCUCUCCUUACCUUCUUUCCUUUACUCCGUUUCUCCUCCGCCGAGGCACUGUGCGGUAUUUGUAAAUAUUGGGCUAGGAAAGUCUCGGAAGAAGAAAUAACGCUGAUAAUAAUCCUUUAUUAAUAUUUAUAGUAAUUAUUAUAAUAUUAAUAACACAAUCCAAGCGCAUGACAAAUCACAUAAUUUCUCAUUGUUAAUGAAGGAUGCAUUUUUUCCCUCCCUGUACCGCGCCCCCCUCAAUAAGGAGGAGAAACCGCACAAACUACCAAAUAUAUAAAAGGCAUUGACCCCUGGAGCAAAGGGAGGGGAGCGGGCCCUGCAAUGUUGUACAUAGCUGUCAAGUUAAGGUUUAGUUACUUUCCUUCCCCUCUGCCCCUGGCUCCAGCUUUCACUUUUCCUUUAGCUUCCCUUCCCUCCCCAUGCUCACCUUCAGCCGGGCUCAGGCAAUAGUAUAUUAUAAAGAAAACGUCAGCAGUAAGCACCAGGACUCCAAGAGGCCACAGAGAAAGUCCCAGAAAAAUGCUCAUUACAGGUACCCCCUCCAGUCAACCCUCUUCUCAGCUUUCUUUGUUAACCGUGACCUUUUCCAGAACUGAUCAUUCUAAUUUACGCUGAGAAAUGUCUCUCGCUGGCCGAGUAUAAGUACCUUAGAAUCUUUAAGUGAGUUUUAAAAAUUAUGGCUUUGCUCCCUAUCCUAACCCCACUCAUACACCUUUGACUCAUGGCAUUUUCAGGAUUCAGAGAAUCUGGGAGCUGUCCAACUAGGUCUGGUGCUGAAAUCGCCUCACCAUAAUGGUUACCUUCUCCUCAGGUGGAGGAGGAGCUGUUUAGGAAAGUGACUAUAGUCCUAUUGCUUUUGAUUGUUUUUUCCUUUUUUUCUAUAAUCAGGUUAGCGUGUACAAUUGGUUUUCUUAUUAUUACACAUUGCAUUAAUUACCUUUUUUUGUAAAAAAAAAAUGUUAGGUGAUGUGCAGUACAGAAAGUGCAGUAUCUAACCAACCAGAAUGUUUCUGUUUUAAUUUUAGAACAAGUGCACCUUUGUUAUAGAUUUAUUAUAUUGGUACCAAAUACGGAAGAAAAAUAUAGUUCUGUACUACAUCCUCCAAACUGUAUAUCCUUGCUCUUAAUUUCCAGCUGUUGUUAUGAUAUAAUAAUUACCACUAGAUGAAGAAUUUGGUGGUGCAGACCUGGCUUCUGCUGUUUCCAAAAGUGUUCUUUUGUACCUUACUCUAUAGUAGACUGUUAUAAAAAGAUGACACACAUGUUUUCUUUUGCAAAUAAUAGAAAUAACCACAAAGACAGUAAACAUAUAAUGGAUGUGCAGGAAUGCCAUCUAUUAAAAUAUGGUUAAUAUUUAAACAGUGCCUGCAUGUAGUUACCACCUGGAGGCAGUGGUGUGUGUGCUUGCUUACGUGUUUGAGGGUGAGACUGGUGGGGGUGUUGGGCAAUUUGUGUGACAGGACAUGCAAAUUUUAAGAGAAGUUAAAUCUAGUAACUACUUAUAAAGAUUUUUGAAGCUUAUUAAUUUAAAAAUUUGUGCCUGCAUUUGAGAUGCAGCAGAAAAAGGACUCUCUUUCUCUUUCUGAGUCUGGCUUAGUUAACUUUGUUGAACACUUGAAAAAAUUUAAGGCAAAAGGAAAGUGAGAGAUGGAGAUAGAUGUUUUCUUCUCUGUCUCCUAAUGCCAGACAAGGCCAUCUGUGUUGGAAAUGGAGUCUUCCUGUGGUUAUCUACCACUGUGUUUCUGCUGGAUGGAUGAUAGAAGGGGUAGAAAGCAUAUUACAGUCUUAAUUAUAUGCAAUGGCAUCUUUUCAUAGAAACCAACUCUCUGACAGCUAUUCAAAUGUUUGAAAAAUAUAUGAAUAUCAUGUACAAAAAGUGCAACUAAAAAAGUCCUUACUAUCCUGCAGGAGGUAAGGCAACAGUGCCCCUAAAAUAUAUCUUCCCAAAUGAAUCAUUGCUCUGUAUUCUAUGUCUGUUCCACGCAUAUGCUGUAUUCUCCAGAAAGAAUAUUGCCUCUGAUGUUUUUUGUUAUCUAUUAAGUUGCCCAAGCUCAGUCUUUAUAUAAAAAUAAUUAAAAAAUUAAUUUUAGUCAUUCAUUGGAUAUGCACCCAAGUCCUUUCAUGAAGCACAGAAAAAUUAACAUUUAAACGUGCCAUGUUGCUAUACUAGGAAGACCAGGUAUAAUCUUUGGCUACAAUAUUUUAAACAAUGAACCAGAUUCUCUCCAGUGCCUUAGUCACUUCCUAGUAAUAGAUGAAAGAGUGCAUUAACUCUAUCAGGCCACUAGGGAAUCCUUUAGUGCAUCAGAGCUCUACAUUGUACACCAGAAUGACUAAGGCACUGUGAGAAAGAAAGUCCAUUAGUUUUUGUAGCUCACCCACAUCCAGCUAUAGUUCUUUAAUAUCUUAUUACAGAAUGACUUUUGGACUGGAAUUUGAAUAGAUUUAGGGACCCAGAAGGGAGCUUCCUUAUUUUCAAUAAGCUCCAGUAAAUGCAUGAAUAUUACUUUCUUUCCCUUAUUUGGUGCACUUUUACAGUGAAUAAUUUCCCAUUUUAUUAAAGCAAUAAGAUGUUCUGUGUGAGCAGUUCUGGAUGAUGAUUCCAUUUCCUUGGUGCUGAAGCUACUCAUAUGUUCUUGCCUUAUGAAUCAUAAUGCAUUCAAGGCAUGCAAUAAUAAUCCCCUUACAAGGAGCAGCCUGUAAUUCUGGGGCAGGGGGGUAAUGUCCUUUGUCAUUUUCUCCCCAGAGGGAUAGAAACAGCAAGAGAAAUAAAAUAAUUAUGCAUAUUGUAAGAGCGAUAAGGGGGAGGGGGGAAGGAGGGAGGGAGGGAGAGAGAGAGAGAGAGAGAGGUCUUGAUACCUUUAAAUGUGGGCACACAUCUGUAAUAUGCUUCUAUUGUGCACCUUUAAAUGUGUAUGGCUUUCUCCAUUAGUUAGCUCUGGUUUACUAUUUUUAAUAGUACCCUAUGUAAAGAUAAUGCAGUUUGUGAGUUUGAUUUCAUGCUGAGGUUAAUAUACUAAGAACCCUAAACUUCUGCAAGUAUCAUUUGAGACUUUCUCCACACCAAAUUAUGGCAAUAAGCACAUAUCCAAGCAAUCUGUACAGAUCCUGUUUAAAGCAUUGCUUCUUACAGAACUCAUUUUAUAGUCUCAAGAGUUUGGGAUACUACCAACAGAGCAUUUAGAUUUUCAUUUAUAUAGAAAAAAUGACAAUCUGGAAAUAACUAAAUUUAUUUUAAGGAUUUUAUUCACUGAUGUCCCGUCAAACUAAUUGCUUCAAACCCCUAAAGCUCCAGCUCAACUUCUGCAUUUGCUAUUAAAUAUUAAUAAGGUGGCAUGCUUGAUUCUUAUUGUUUUUUUAAGAUGGGAGAAAUGGAGAGAAAAUGCCAUUAUGUCAGCUGUAUGAGAUUUUGAAUCUUAAAGAAGUAGAUGGAUAUAACCUUUAGAAUUUAUAUACACCCAUAUAUAAUGUAUUUAUAUAUGCAUACAUUUUGUACAAAUUUACAAUGGACUUUUUGUAUUCUCUUUUCUGUCAUUACAAGAAUGAGAUAGAAACCAAAUAGUUGUUCCACCCUCUUAUCCAGAGAGGAUACUGAGAAGUCAGGUAUGUGCAUGCACUUAUUUCUCUGAGUCAAAUCUGAAUGACUUUCUCUUUGUUUAGUGAAAGAGGAGAGUCCUGGUUGACUAAGGAAACUGAUAAUUGGACAAGCUUCCUUUCUUAGGAUCAUGACUGAAAUGUUAUAGUGAAAAUGAAAUUAUGGGCAUUUCAAUGCGGUCCAAAUGUCUAAAUGAAAAGCAAAAAUUUUCAGGAGAAGUUUAGGGCCAAUCUAAACCACAAACCUGAUUGUGUUUUGUUUUUUAAUUUCAACAUAUAUUUUGUGUGCAGAUGAAACAUAUCUGUAUAGCUAAAGGUAAAGUGAAAAUAUGAUUAUUACAUUAUUUAAUUUUGUUUAAAUUUUUUUGAAAAUAUGGAUAAAUUAGCUUUUAAAGUUCUUGGCAUCUAACUUUCUAACAUUUCUAUAACUGUUAAUUUAAUUAAUUAGAUAAUGGUUACAAUUUCAUUUUACCAGUGUAAAAAUAUAUGCUUUAAAUGCUUUUCUGUGGGUGACAGUUGAGUAAUUGCUAGCUGAUUUUACAUGGAAAUUAUACAUUAAAUAAGAACCAGAAAAACUAAAUUGAAUCGGGUCAGGCUCCUCAGGUCCAUUACCAUGUGAAUCUGGAAUUUUAAUUAGAAUAGUAGAAGCGCUUAUCUGGGCCACUCUUUUCUUGGACUAGUGAUUAUGGAUCACAGAUGUUUCAAAUCAUAUUAGAAUGAAUUGCUCUUUCGAUAGGAGGGUGUUUAAUCACUGGACUGAAUGUAAAUCUGAUUCUGGUUUGUUUUUUUAUUUAUCUGGUAAUAUUUGAGAAACGGCUUAUAAGGCUUGAUAUAGAUGCCAAUUGUCACCAAUUUAAUAAUACAAUUGGUGCCAUGUAGGAAUACUUAUCUGAGAAUAAGAAUUUAAUUAAUUUCAACCGGAGACAAUACUUAUCAAGGUGGCCCUACCUGUUUGAGGCAGAGAUAUUUGCCUGACACUUGUGAUUACACUGGGUUAUUUCUCUGGAGACACAAACAACAACAGCAGCAGCAGUGACAGUGACAACUACAACAAAAAUAACUACAGAAAUAACUGAUUUUUGAACUUGAGUAUAUUCAAUAGAGAGAAUAAAACAAAUACUAGAAUUCAUGGAAAAUUUGUUUUGCUUUUCUAUCAAUAAAAAAGUUUUCUUGCUAA
Messenger RNA from Oryctolagus cuniculus (rabbit), 6190 nucleotides. RefSeq names its product chromosome 1 C11orf87 homolog (gene C1H11orf87). NCBI's taxonomy places the organism in Eukaryota, Metazoa, Chordata, Mammalia, Lagomorpha, Leporidae. The record is from RefSeq and is a predicted model, not a curated record.